AUGCAGCAAGAACGACAUGUCGUGUUCUGCGUCGAAGACACCGUUGGCCUGAAGAGCGACACGUCGGUUGUUGGUGUCAUCGAUCGUUGCUUCGGCGAUGUCGAUACUCACCUUCCUCGGCCACAGCAUGAAUAUCACGAAGAGAUUCAGCGUGACCCCGACAUCUCGGCCGGAGCCUUUGCAGAGUUCCUGAAUACCGGCAUCCCACCACGAGGGACCGUUCUGGUCGCAUGGCAGACGGAACUCAAGACAGAACUCAUCAUAGAAACCAAACUUGAAUUGCUCGAUCGCGCGCUCUAUGUGGGCGACGUUGUGAAGCGAAACGUCAAAGACCACAUGAGCGGGACCGUCAUAGGGACUACCGCUGUCUGUACCCUUUUCCCAGCCACCCGAUUCACUGGCGGCGAGAUAACACAAGCGGCUGCCACCGAACUGUGCAUCGGCCAAGUCCCGGUCGAAGAAUUGCUAAACGUCCACGAGUUUGUCGAGGGCACUUUGGUCGUCUACAAUGACUGGGUGGGCCGCGUCGAGAACGUCUACGACGAAAUGGCCGUGAAGCUAUCCAACAAUUCCGUCGUCGUGGUCGAAGAUCCAACCGAGUUGGAGCGCGAGGGUCAAGCGUCAGCGGAUCGCAUCAGCGUAGGUGACAAGGUCAAGACAAAGAAGGGCAAUUUACGGCGGGGCAAUUGGCGGUUCGGUGCGUUUGAUCCCAACGUGAAGCCCGUCGGUAUUGUAGUCGAGGUGCGUACCUCUGAAAUCGAUGUGCAAUGGAUGGCAAGGAGUAUCAGUGCCGUCGACAACAGCCGCAGCGUUCAGGAACCACCCGUUACCCUGGGUCGCGACGAGUUUGAAAGCCCUACCUUUUACAAAUAUGAUGCCUCUGGUAGUGCCGCAAACACACUACCCAUUGCAGCCAACGGCGUCGACCGCUCUUAUCAUGUCGCUGAUGUGGCUGUGGGGGAUCAUGUUCGGUUCAAGGAUAUCACCGCCGCCACCGUCAAGUACAACGGUUCUGGGACACUGCCGAAUGGCGCUCCGAGAGGCAAAGUCACUAAGCUCCCACGCACAGACUCCAUGGGUUACGAUCUCAACGUCUUCCUGGUCAUGCAGACUCACAGCAUGGCCACAGUGCAAUGGCAGGAUCUCACAGUCACCCAGGACUUUGCAACAACGCUUCUUCCUGAUCCAAAUGUAGAAGAUGACGACGAGGUUUGGCCGGGCGAGGUCAUCUUCUCGAAAGAGGGCCGCACAAGCACAAAUUCCUCCGAAAACUAUGAUAGGAAGCCUUCCAAGGUUGGUGUGGUCCAAACGGUUAAUGGUCGUGAUCGCAUAGCCACCGUACGCUGGUUCAAAGAUCCUCUGGUCGAGUUUUUCGCAUCUGACUUACUACGGCCCGCAAGAACAGGAGAGCUCGACGAAGCCAUUGAGGACGUCAGCUUAUACGACAUCUAUUCAUUCCCUGCCCUGACGCGACGACGUGGCGACUUCGUCCUCAUACAUCCAAACUCCAUCGAAGGCCUCGAGACACCUCUCAACGUUACUGGCCCAGACUGGUUCGGCGAAGUUAUUGACCUUGGUCUGGAUGGAAAGCUCACGGUUCGACUAGGGGCCGCAAAGCCUGUUGUUGACGUAAAAGUUCCGUACGAGGGCGUCACACUCGCGUAUAGUAGUGACAUGGAUGAUGAAGAAACCUUCAAUGGACUAGAUGGAUACUCAUAUUCCAUGAGCGGCGAAUCUGAUUUCGAGGAGAUGUGGAUUGAAUAUGAAGGCAUGGAUGGUGAGGCGAUGGCAGGUGACGACGGCGACUGGUCAACCGAAGAAGAGGAUGAGGAUGAGACUGACGACGACGAUGAUGAUGAUGAGUCAAUGCCAGAUUUCAUUGACCCAGGCGAAGUCGAGACGACCAAAACGACACCAGAAAGCAAGUCAUCCCCAUUAACAGAGGAUAAAGCCGAAGAGCCCACACGGUCACAAGAACUCAUGGCCACAGAGGAUGAAAUUCCAACUGGCCAGGUUGCAUCAGACCCAGAAUCGACACCCUCCCAGCCACCAGGCGCCCCAGCUCCCUUCGCCAUCCUCGAGACUCCCACGCCAGAUUCGCAUCACUUUAUUAAGUCACCCGCCAUCGCCCCUCCCACUCUCAUCCGACGAGUCGCGAAAGAACACCGCAUCCUUGCCACGUCCCUGCCUCCCAGCAUCUACGUGAGAACCUGGGAAUCGCGCCUCGAUCUCCUCCGCAUCCUCAUCAUCGGCCCAAUUGACACACCCUACGAAUUCGCCCCCUUUGUAAUCGAUGUCUACCUUCCUCCCACCUGGCCUACGACCCCACCCAAAGUCUUCUUUCACUCGUGGACCGGCGGCGAAGGGCCCGUAAAUCCAAACCUCUACGAAGACGGCACGAUCUGUUUGAGUUUGCUGGGAACAUGGCAUUCAGACGGCAAAGGAGAGGGCUGGACGAGUAAGAGCACCAUCCUUCAGGUUCUCGUGUCUCUUCUAGGCUUGGUACUAGUCAAGGAACCGUAUUACAACGAAGCAGGCUAUGACGUCCAUCGCUCUGCGCCGGAAACCAAAUUGAGCAGCGCGCUCUACACUGAACGCGCGUAUUUUCGCGCACGAGCGUUUAUCCAUCAUGCGCUUACCAAUCCGGUCGAGCCCUUUCAGCAGGAGUUGCAGUGGCUGUAUCAGAGUAGGAAGGAGGGGGCGCCGCGACUGUUGGACAGGGCCGUGCAGGCGGCAAGGGAGAUUGUGAAGAGGAGUGAAAAUCGGGAGGAUGAGGGGGAGCGUGACGGCUUAAGGAAGGUCAGUUUGGGUGCGCUGGUCAUGUUGAAGAGGCAAUUAGAGAGGUUGGAGGAGUUGCAGAGUGCGGCUGUGGAGAAGGAAAGAGGGGGUGAUGAGCUGUUGUAA
Plenodomus lingam JN3 is the source of this 2904-nucleotide messenger RNA. RefSeq lists its product as uncharacterized. NCBI's taxonomy places the organism in Eukaryota, Fungi, Ascomycota, Dothideomycetes, Pleosporales, Leptosphaeriaceae. The record is from RefSeq and is a predicted model, not a curated record.